CCUUAAACCCUCAGCAAUCCCCUAGCUGAGCCCUCAGUCCAGUCCGGUCCAGCUCCAAGCCAUGUUCUCUCUCUCCCGCCAAAUUUACCCUAAUCCGUUCCAAUUUAUCCCUAAUCUCAACCAAACCCCCUCAUUUCCCUCAUUCCGCUUGGAUUUCCCUCUCAAACCCGCACCCUACCCCUCAAUUAGGCAACAAAUCAAGGCGUCGUCGACGAGAGGAAUCGAGGGGGACGGCGAUAACUUGUCCUGGCCAUGGGACGAAAAGCCCUACGAGAUCCUCGGAGGGGGGAGGAUAUCGUAUCUCGAUGAGCAGGACAUCGCCUGCUUCCUCGAUCCCCCGAAGGAUCUCAUCCCCAUCGAUCCCGAUUCCUACAACCCCGCUGCCUAUCUUUGGAAGAAGCUUGGAGAUAUUCCUGAAGAAAGAAGGCCUCGUUUACUUUCUACGCUUGAACCUAGACUCAUAUCUAGGAUGUGGGAAAUAGUUGGAACCCGCUAUCAGGAUGCUAAGCUGGCCAAGCAAAGUGCAUCUACUUUGUUGCAUAUGGGUGAUAGUCCAAUAACACAGGAACGCUGGGCUUGUAGGACAAGCAAAGGACCUUUGCCUAUCACUUGGAGUUGGAUAAACGACUUUAAGCAGGCUAUUUUUCGUGGCAAUGACGGGGGUUUGUAUGGACGAAUGAUCUUUGGUGGAUUGAUUCCGGCUAGUGUAGCAAAUCUAUAUGGUCCGCUAUACUUCACAGUACGACAGGUUACGGAGGUCAUGUCAACAGAACAACCUUGCGAUUUAGCUUAUGAGUUUGAUGAUGGCCUAUUGGAUCUUCAUGACUUCCCUGAAGGCUUCCCCAAACCAGAGGAACAUCGUUGGCCAUUCGAUGAUCAUUUGGUUAUUUAUGUACGCCAUUGCGGACCAGGAGUUUUAGUGGGUCAAGCAUGGCAAGAAGGAAAAGAUUUGGAUCAAGUGCCCAAGAAGUUCUGUGGUGAGAUCUUGAUGGUGAAGAUAUCAUAAUGUAAGUUUAUAUUGGUGAAAGGGUCCACGAUCUGGCUGUUUGUUACUGAUGAUUUCAAGUUUAUCAUGCUCCAAUCUGAAGCUUAUUGAUGAAAGGGUCCAUGUUCGGGCUGUGUACUACGAUGAUUUAAAGUUCAUCAUGCUCCAAUGAAUAGAUUCUUUCCGGUGGCAUCCAUCUUAAAAAUUCUAACAGUUACCAUGUUUCAUAACCUGUUAUCAAUGAAGGCUCUUUGUAACUUAUUUAUUAUCUCUGGAAAUCAUAUGUAAACUUCUUACCCCUGACUGGAAAUCAUAUGUAAACUUUUUACCCCUGACUAGUCAAUGAGGUAGAAAAUGGUGAUGGGUUCAAAUGCAAUCCACACUUUUCAGAGCUGCUG
This is a messenger RNA of Asparagus officinalis (garden asparagus), 1383 nucleotides long. RefSeq lists its product as uncharacterized. The transcript has 7 exons. Lineage: Eukaryota; Viridiplantae; Streptophyta; Magnoliopsida; Asparagales; Asparagaceae. The coding region runs from base 62 to 1006 and encodes 314 amino acids. The record is from RefSeq and is a predicted model, not a curated record.